AUGGAUCGGGUGGACCAAAGCGUAACUCGACACGCGGCCGCGUCGCGGGCGGCGUACGAAACUCUCUACACCGCGUUCGCCGCUCAGCCCGGAGGCAUCAGGGACUCGCACAGGGACGUGCUCCAGUCGCUCAGGGAGGAGCUCCGGCUAGACCAGGCCUUCGCGGACGGGGUGAAGUCGAGGAACGACAGCAAGAGGCAGCGGAGCCUGAGGGGAUCGUCUGUGGCGGCAGGGGAGGAGAAGUCGAGCGGCGGGGGGGGGCUUGGAGACGGCGGCGCCGGGCUAGAGGCUGUGCCAGGGAUCCAGAUCGAGUGGAAAGAGGCAAGCAAACGCAGCACAAAGGCAGAGAGUAGAGACGACGAGUUUUUCGCGACGGGGGGGUGGAGGGGGGGGCUGGACCCCCUCCUGCGGUUCCUGCCUGAGGACCACAACGAUCUGUGCGAGGUCUGCUCGCACGGGGGCGACCUGCUGUGCUGCGACACGUGCUCGUUGGUGUUCCACACCAAGUGCCACCGUCCGGAGCUCAAGGAGGUACCUGCGGGAGACUGGAACUGCCAGUUCUGCGUGGCGGACAGCAGUCACGUCCCACCUGAGGACCGCGCAGAAGCCCAGCGGAACGUGGCGGCUAUGCGAAGGGUUCAAAACAUGUACAUGCCGGAGACGAGGGGCGACACGCUUGUCGACGAGAAGCAGAAGGCACUGAGAUACCGGGGGGUCCACUGGGCCAACAACAUGUUUGUGGUGACCCACUUCGACAAGCACGGCACGAAGGAGUGGCUUACGCUGGGGAAGUUCGCCUCCGCCGACGAGGCGGCGAGGUGCUACGACCGGCACGUCAAGGCCACAGACGGCACCAAGGCCAAGCUGAACUUCCCGGAGAGCGCGCAGGCACCGCCCAAGACAGCUGUUGGUACUGUCGCAGCCCCCGGAGCCCUGAGCAUACAGCCGACUGACGGGUCCGAGCCCGGCGCGUCGGACGGCACUGGUGGCGCCGGAGGCAGCGCCGGGGGCGGGGGCCGUAGGGAAGCGGCCGGGCGAGCCGCGGGAGGAGGAGGAGGAGGAGGGACGGGCGGGCGUGGUGCUAACACCGCCGCUUGCGCCUUCUGCCAGGACGACGACGAGGUGAUGAUGUGCCCGCUCUGUUCGUGCCGGAAGUGCUACGGCAAGCAGGACCCCGAGCUCGCCCUGCUCUGCGAGCACUGCGACGACGAGUACCACACGUACUGCCUCGACCCCCCGCUCACCGAGGUACCCAAGGGGAAGUGGUACUGCGACACCUGCAAGGCGAAGGGUUUCGAUGCUCUGGGAGGCGGGAAGGGGCGCGGCAGCGGCAAGGGGGCCGGGAAGCCGGCGACCCCGCGGAAUGCCCCGGCGGUGGUGCUGACGGCGACUCGCGCGUCGCCCCGCGCCGCCGCCGCCGCUGCUGCCGCGGCGGCCGCGGCGAAGGAGGCGGCGGCUGCUGCUGCUGCUGCGAAGGAGGCGGCGUUGAACGACCCCAACUCGCCGCUGGGGAAGAGGGGCUGGGUACACCCCGCAGCAAGGAAGGCAGACCCGGCGGGUCUCGAGACGAAGGACGGAGCACCAGCAGCGGCACCACCAGCUGCGCCGGGGACGGCGAGGACGUCGGCCUGUGGAGCGGCUGUUGUCUCUGCCGCUGCUGCUGCUGCUGCUGCUGCUGCGAACGGUGCAACGGGGGCGUCGGCCCCGGGCGGCGCCGCCGCCGCCGCCGUCACUCCUCGACCACCGGAUUCCGUAGACGACGGCAGUCAGAGCAAGCAGGAAACCGGUUCCCCCUCUCGGCCUGGGAGAGGGCCCCCCCCGGCUGAGAAGCAGACGACCGACGGAGGGGGCGAGUGGAGCGGGGACACCGCCGCCGCCGCACGGUCGCGCUCGAGCCGGCCUCCGAGCACCCCAAGGGCGGGGAGGGCGCCGAGGGCCGGCGGUAGCGCCGGGCCUGCGCCUGCGAGCGAGUCAUCGACGUCUCCCCGGAAGGCUCGAAUGGACCGCCCGCCAGAUCUCCAGGGGCGAGGCCGUUCGGGCGGGAGCAGGACGAGGGGGGACGGUUCUGGGGCGAAGGCAGCCGUCAACGGCGGCGGAGACGGCGUAGGCGGCGGCAGGGGCGGCACAGGAGGCGCUUCUACUGAAGCGAUGGCGGGGACGGCGGCAGAGGAUACGCCAGAAGCAGGCAGAAAAAAGAAGAAACGGAUCGAUGAGCUUGGUGCAAUGACGGCGGCGGCGGCGGCGGCAGCGGCGGUGGACACGGCGACGGCAGGGACGGGUGCGGUUACCGCUGCGGCCGCGGCCGCGGCCGCUGCUGGGGCCGUUCCGCUGCCGGCGUGCUCGUCCAUGUCGCAGUCUUCCUCCUCGCCUUCCUUCUCGGCAGUGCCGGUGGCCGUCGCGUCGACCUCGUCCGUUGCGCCCGCUGGCCGAUGUCCGGCGCAGCUCGCGGCGGCGGGCAGCGGUGGCGAGGCCGUCGCCGCCGCCGCUGAAUCGUCGUCGUCGAUAGAUAGACCCAAUGUUCGACAACGAAAACGGGGUCACGAAGACGGGGGUACGGCAGCGGCCACGGCAGCGGCGGCGGCGCCGGUGGCGGCAGUAGAGCCUCAGGGGCACCCGUUACCGCCCGGUAGAGCGAUGACGUUUGCACCCUCCGCGGCGCCCGACUCUGCGGCGGCGGCGACCGAAGAUGCCACCAGGAGGCCGAACAACCUGAGAAAGAAGCCCCAGCCGGAGGACGUCGUGGUGGAUGGGCGCAAGUUCAAGAGAAGACGAGACAGCAUCGACGCGGAAGCGGGCGGCGGCGGCGGCGGCGGCGGCGGCGGCGAUGACGCUGUCGCCGUUUCUGCCGCGGCGACGCCGAGCUCCUCCGGCGGGCGCGGCGGCCGGGCUUCGGCCGGCAAGGAGGCGUUGAACGGCAGAGGGCGAGGGGGGCGGGGCGGCGGCAGGGCGAGGGGGAGGGGGAGAGGGGGGCGUUCAGCCGGUUCCAAACGACCAAAACCGGCGGUAGAGAAUGACUACAGCAGGCCGAGGUUGCACCACCGGGCCCCGCCGGUCGCUCCGUCGACCUUGGGAGCGGGCGGGGGCGUUUCCACCGCUCCGGUUCGACGUUCGAAGAGAAAGGUCGAGUCGAUGCACGCCACGCCCCACCCCGAGGGCGUUACCGCGGAAGACCAGAGGAGACAGCAAGCCACGGGGGCCGUGGGCAGUGACGCUCUCUCCCGCGACACACGGUCGGGCGGCGGCGGCGGCAAUGGCAUUGUUGGGGCGGGGGCGGGGGCGGGGGCAGGCGGCGGCAGCGAGAAGGGCGCCGUGAAGGUCCAACCGCGCCGUCGGAAGUCGACGAGCCUGGGCGGCGAGCGGCAGGGGGAGGGGGUACAGCAGCGCGAGGUUGAGUACCCCAUGACGUCGGUGGCGGCGGUGCUACGGCAGCUGCACAUGCGUGUGCUGAGCGUGGAGGAGAUGAAGAUGCUCGAUCAGGUCACCGGAGAAGGCAUUGCGGAACACCUCGUGGAGAUGCGCACCAUCUUGGAAGACCAAAAGCGUAGGCUGGAGAUGAAAAUUCGCAGCAUGCACGACGUGUUCUCCGACAGCAACAGCCAGCAUCAGCAGCGACCACAGCCCCCGACUGGCGUAGUCGUGGUCGGCCAGGAACGCUUAGACUCUACCCUCCCUCGGUCACCACCCCAGCCGUCUGUUGUGGUGCAUGCGGCCGGUGCCGCCCCUGUGGAUGCGGCAGCAACAGCACCGGCGGCGGUGACGGUGGCGGCGGUUGCUGCUGGGGUUGGCGGCGAAAACACUGCUCAGACGGGGGGCGGGUCGACGCCGAUGGCACAGCAGGGGGACAAGGCAGCACUAGCGGCGGCAGCUUGCCAAGAGGGGGGGGGAAACACGUGCUCAGGACAAGCUUCGGAAGUCGCGGAAGUCGCGGGUGGGGUUGUACCGACGGCAACGGCUACAACAGCAGCGACGGAGGCGGAGGGGGUGGCGAUGGCCGAACCUACCGCCGCAAUUGCGGCCAUCGCCAACGCUUGCGUCGACGAGCCUUCGCCGUCGCACCCGCACCCGCAGCAGCUCCAACCUCAACCACCGGUACCAAACAGUCAAGUCGACGGCACGAUCAUCGCGGACACGAAAAGAGGCGCGCCUCUGCCGGGGUGUGGGGAGGGAGCCUCCGCUGCUAUUGGUGUUGCUCCUGCUGCUGCUGUUGCUGCUGUUGCUCCUGCUGCUCGUGCUCCUCCUGCUCCUGCUGCUCCUGCUGCUGCUAGUGCUGCCGCCACGCGUGGGGAGUCGGAGGCAAGGCAGGCAGCGAUGGUGGUGUCCCGGGAGCAGCAACCAAUAGCGUGGCCGGGUCCAAACGGGGACACGUUGGCAGUUACACGUGCGGUUGCUCGGGUCACCGGUGCGAGUCUCGGCCUAGGGUCUCCUUCGCCGCCGGCGGGAGAUGGGGUUGGCACGUCAGCAGCGUCGUCGUCAGGCGUGGGGUUAACGGCGGCGGCCUGGGACGACAACUCCCGGCCGUUGCACAGCAGCGGAGAGCAAAACAGUGCGGACGGGGCUGCAACAACGGCAGCGGUGGCGGUGGCAGGGGUUGGGGAGAAUAAUGCGGCGGGGCUCAUCGAAGGGUGGCGGUCGCACGAGCUCGGCGUGACGACGAAACAAGCGCAACCGUCGCAGAUCGAAGCCGGCGCCAGCCAACUGCCGGAGAGAAGGAAUAUGACCGCUUGGCCCGGCUACCCGAUCGCUAGCAACAAUCUUCAGGCAACCCAAAACGGGGCUGGGGGGUGCGUGCAAAGCGCGGCGGUGGAAGUGCCCCAACACGAUCCGUCCGGGAACGUUGCCGCCGCCACCAACACCGCCGCUGCUGCUGCCGCUGCCGCUUCUACUGCUACCGCUGCCGCUGCGGCCGCGGCGGCGUCCGGUUGCACUAGGACAGUUUCUAGGGGAGUUGCGGACGACCGGGAGGUCGGGGAUACAGCGAAAAACGGCCAGAGCGUCCCGACUGCGGUGGUCGUCGACCCGCCCCCCCUAGCUCACGCCAACAACAACGGGAACGCGUGCAACGGUUCUGCGUUGGUUUCAGGGGUCAGCGGUGUCGGAGCCGGCGUCGUGACGAGGGAGAAGCUCGAACCGCGCCAGCCUGCAGAGGUCAUGACAGUACCGGUAUUGCCGACCCCUGUGGCUCCGUCAGCCGACUACGGGGUAGUACAACAACCCGAGAGAAAAACGGCAAUUUCGGGAACGGUCGCUGCGGCUGCGGCCGCCGCCGCCGCCGCCGCGGCGGCGGCUACAGCGGCUGCGGCUGCGGCUACCGCUACGGCCACAGCCACAGCAGCGGCCACCGCUGCUCGUACCGCUUCGCCCGGCUUGAGCACUGCCACCGCUGGAGCUGAGCACGGCAUCGUUCGCAGGAGCAAGAGACGCAACGGCAGGGACCGUCCCCUUGCGGAGCAGGGGCGAGAGGCGGCCGAGGAAGAAGAGGUGUGCGUCGGGGAGGAGGGCGGGCAGCAGGCGGCGGCGAUGCCUGCCGCUGCCGCCGCCGCGGAGGGCGGCGACGCCGCCGUUCCGCCCCCGGCUGACGCAGGCGUCGCCCCCCGUUCUCCCAAGGUAUCGCUUCCACCAGGGCCGGUAGUGGCCCACGGCGACAUCGUAGCGGCGGCCAUCGCCGCCCUCGCGAACGGCGGCAGCGGGAGCAACGGGGAGUGCGCGGCGAUGGCCGCGGCUGGUACUGGCGGUGUUUCUGCGGGGGGGCAAAAGGGCGAGGAGAGCGCCGUCGGAGCGGAAGGCGGGGAGGAUCGGCAACCCCGGGGCGUGUCUAUGCCGGUGGUGGCGGACGACCAGAGGCGAACCAUGGCGGCGCAGGCGAUGCUCUCGUUUCGAUAAGAAAGGCGGCGGCGGCCCGCUGUCGUAGAAUUGGGUUAUCCUAUCGUGGAACGGCUCGCCGUAGACAUUUUGUACUCGGACGAUGAUUGCCUUUGAUUUGAUGCCUGCGGCACUGCUUGUUUCUGGGAGUGGUUGGGUCGGUGCCGCGGGACGGAUGAGGAUGUGGGGCGGGGCCGGGGGCGGAGAGAGGUCGUUGUGUGGGUUGGCUAUGGAUGACUUGCCCCCCACCCUAACCCCCCCUCCUGGCCGAGCUGCAGGGCCUCGCGCUGGGGUUUGAAGGCUGUCGCUUGUUCACGACUGGUAUGCAGCUGGGAUGAUGGCUGUUUAUCGGGCACGCCGCCGGGGUGUGUUGCCGCGGGUAGCGUUUCGGGUGUGAAAAUGCUAAACGAUAAAGGAGCGUCGGGCGGGUGGGCGUACCUGCGGAGCGUUUUUUUUUUUUUUCGUGGCGGGCGCCGCGUAGCAGCGUCUCCUUUUCCUCCUGCGCAUGGCUGUGGUGUUAGCGUGUAUUUUCUGUUUCGCUCAACCGUCCCUCGCAGGAAGUAGACCGCGGUGUUGUUGCUGGUUUCAUAGGCGAGAAAGUAGGCCUCCUCUUUGCUCCGCACCUCUGCUAGCCCUUGGCACCAAGGGACGUAUGGUUCGGUGAGGCAUGCUGAGGCGAGACGUGAGUGGGGCGAAACGAGCCACGAUCGGUCGCCGCCUCGUUGUCGCUGUUGUGUUCUUGUUUGUUCGAGUGAUCAUGGUGUUUUUGCACGUUUUUUCUUGGCAUAGUCUACGACACUUCGUUGAUGAACAGAAAAUGGUAUAUACUCCUCGACGUGUGGUCAGUGUGGGAUGUGAUACCCUCGCAUGUUCUCUUGCUCAAUUCUUCGCCCGGCCUGUCGUCCGAACGCCAUGGAUGGUUUGGUCCUCGUCGUGCUGCCUGGUGAGCGUGCCACAUAAGCAUUAUCUGCCGUGAAGGUGCCGUGUACGGGAAAUAGAAAAAAAAACUGUUGUCGUCGAGUCAGGUAGUUGGUCUUGUGAAUGUUUCAAUCCCGUUGAAUGGACGAGCGGGUACACCCGCGUCGGCAGGCGGAAGCAAAGUCUGCCAGGAGUUUUGCAACAACGGCCGUUUCUCGCCCAGGAGCAGCUGCGGUAGGAGGUAGGAAUGUCCUUGUCGCGGGAGAACCAGAAGGGCUUAAGGGACUCAAGUUAUUUAGUGGUGCGUGCUCUAAACGAGUACGUACGAUCGAGUGUGUGUUUUUUCGGAUUGUCGGGGGAAGCUCAGUAGACCAGCUACAUAGCGUAGGGAAUGCUCGGAUCCGUGGUAGGGUGGUAGCCGGGUGAACAUGUGGGCGGGCGCCAACGACAAGAAGAGAAUUGAGGAGACUGCUGGGGAGUAUGUUGGGCAGAGGCGGGUGUGCGAGUGUUGGAUUCUUCUACUGCUGUGUGUGUAGCGGAUGAGGGUUUUUUCGGAUCGAUCGAUGGUAUAAUCUCAAUUUGUCUUGUUGUACGAUAGAAAAAUGUUCAAUGUGU
This is a messenger RNA of Ectocarpus sp. CCAP 1310/34, 7392 nucleotides long. The record is from the annotation of a GenBank genome assembly. Lineage: Eukaryota; Phaeophyceae; Ectocarpales; Ectocarpaceae.